Molecule: messenger RNA, 2367 nt
Organism: Fusarium falciforme
Lineage: Eukaryota; Fungi; Ascomycota; Sordariomycetes; Hypocreales; Nectriaceae
Product: Glyco-hyd-65N-2 domain-containing protein
Exons: 5
Coding region: 1-2367 (788 amino acids)
Biological process (GO): carbohydrate metabolic process
Molecular function (GO): alpha-L-fucosidase activity
Source: RefSeq, a predicted model, not a curated record
AUGAGUUUAAUCCCUCUUUUUGGGGGGGUUGAUGCGAGGUCCAUUUGGUCCUCAUCGCCGGGAACUUAUGGGGUCGACGACAGUUACAUCCUCAAGUCCGGCUAUCCAGUCGGUAAUGGGGUCCUCGCAGGCACGCACUUCGGAGAGCCUGGUCACGAAAAGAUUGUUUUCAAUGUUGACUCUUUAUGGUCUGGCGGUCCGUUUGAAAACUCGGCCUACACUGGAGGCAACCCAACAAGCAACAAGUCAACUGCUCUUCCCGGAAUUCGCGAGUAUAUUUUCGAUCAAGGAACUGGGAAUGUGUCGGCUCUCCUUGGCAGCAACAGCAACUACGGCUCAUAUCGUGUCUUGGGCAACCUCAGUAUAACCAUCGGCCACGCUACUGAUUACACGAACUACACCCGAUCUCUGGACCUAUCCACCGGCGUUCAUACCACCACGUACCUUGUGAAUAGCGUCAAUUAUACGACAACCCUAUUUUGCUCCAAUCCGGCCGGUGCAUGCGUCUACCGUGUAACAUCUAAUCAAGACCUGCCAAAUAUCAACAUUCAGUUCGAAAACUUGGCCGUUUCAUCCAGCCUGGCCAAUUCGAGCUGUCGCUAUCCGUACACUCGAUUCAGGGGGGUCACUCGGCUGGGAAACCCAGAAGGAAUGAUAUACGAUGCCAUUGCAAGAUUUGUCGACAAUCGCGAUGGUGACGGAGUCUCGUGUGGAGCCAAUGGCUCUUUGACUAUCGCCCGAUCCCCCGGCUUCAAAAUGGUAGACGUUAUCAUAAGUGCAGGGACCAACUAUGACGCUACCAGAGGCAAUGCUGAAAAUGGCUAUAGCUUCAGAGGAGAUGACCCAGCUGCAGCAGUACAGCGAUCGACUUCUUCAGGCGCACAACAGGGCUAUGAUAAGUUACUGAAAGUGCACAUCGAAGAUUACCAAUCGCUUUUCGGAACCUUCACCUUGACCCUUCCAGAUGCUCAAAGGUCAGCGGGUCAGGAGACAGCAGCGUUGAUUACGAGCUAUUCCAGCAGUGGCAUAGGGGAUCCUUAUCUGGAGAGUCUUCUGUUCGACUAUUCACGAUAUCUGCUCAUUUCCUCAUCUCGUGAGAACUCGCUACCAGCGAACCUGCAGGGCAAAUGGACGGAGCAAAUGAACCCUAGCUGGAGCUCUGAUUACCAUGCAAACAUCAACAUCCAAAUGAACUACUGGGCAGCGGACCAGACUGGCCUUGGAAGGACUUCGGUUGCUCUGUGGAAUUAUAUGAAAAACACUUGGGUACCUCGGGGAACCGAGACCGCCCAGCUACUCUACAAUGCGCCUGGGUGGGUCGUCCACAAUGAAAUGAACAUCUUUGGUCAUACAGGUAUGAAGAAUCAAGCAACAUGGGCCAAUUAUCCAGUCGCUGCGGCGUGGAUGAUGCAACAUGUGUGGGACAACUUUGAGUAUGGCCGAUCACUCACUUGGCUACGCCAGGAAGGCUACCCUUUCCUCAAAUCAGUUGCUCAAUUCUGGAUUUCCCAGCUUCAAGAAGACGACUUCAACCAUGACAGCACAUUGGUCGUGAAUCCCUGCAACAGCCCAGAGCAUGGUCCAACAUCGUUCGGGUGCUCCCACUAUCAGCAGCUGAUCCAUCAAGUUCUUGAAGCUACCUUAAACUCAAUCACAUAUAUCGGCGAGAGGGACCAGCAUUUUACGUCAGAGCUGAAAGCUGUGUUGAAAAAGCUCGACAAGGGCCUUCAUUACACGUCGUGGGGCGGCAUCAAAGAAUGGAAGUUACCGGACUCUGCUGGCCAGGACACAAAGAACACCCAUCGACAUCUAUCCCACCUCGUCGGCUGGUACCCAGGCUAUUCUAUCUCGUCUUUCCAGGGUGGUUACUGGAAUUCAACAGUCCAGGCAGCUGUAGAAGCCACGCUCAAGGCCCGUGGCAAUGGAGUGCAGGACCAGGAUACUGGUUGGGGCAAAGCCUGGCGCGUUGCGUGCUGGGCCCGUCUCAACAGCACGAGCCAAGCAUACAACGAACUUCGACUACUCAUCGACAAUAACAUCGCACCCAAUGGUCUUGAUAUGUACCAGGGCCAAAAGGCGCCUUUUCAAAUCGAUGCGAAUUUCGGGUUGGGUGGAGCAGUGUUGAGCAUGCUCGUGGUUGACCUCCCAAAUUCCUACGUCGACGAGGAUAAGACACGCACGGUAGUCUUGGGCCCUGCCAUUCCACCCAGAUGGGGUGGCGGCAAUGUUAAGAACUUGAGGUUGCGAGGCGGGUGUGCAGUUGAUUUCGAAUGGGACUCUGAUGGAAAAGUCACCCACGCAACCUUGCAUGAAACUGGAAAGCAUGUCAAGUUGGUCAAUGUGCUUGGCGAAGAGUUAAAUGAGUAG